AUGAGCUGUUAUGCAUUGGUCACAGCCACGAUUGCCAUUACCUCGAAGACGAAAGAACAGAUUCUAUGUGCACGAAUCCUCAAUUAUGUGUACAUUGGCAUGGAACUUUCGGUUAUGCCCAUUUUUCAAUCUGAAUUCGCUCCGGCCCAGGUCCGAGGAUUCAUUGUUGGGACCUACCAGUUCAGUUUGAUCAGUUGA
Rhinocladiella mackenziei CBS 650.93 is the source of this 198-nucleotide messenger RNA. RefSeq lists its product as uncharacterized. Gene Ontology annotation, cellular component: membrane. Gene Ontology annotation, biological process: transmembrane transport. Gene Ontology annotation, molecular function: transmembrane transporter activity. Bases 1 to 198 code for a protein of 65 amino acids. The transcript is spliced from 3 exons. NCBI's taxonomy places the organism in Eukaryota, Fungi, Ascomycota, Eurotiomycetes, Chaetothyriales, Herpotrichiellaceae. The record is from RefSeq and is a predicted model, not a curated record.